Molecule: messenger RNA, 525 nt
Organism: Hymenoscyphus albidus
Lineage: Eukaryota; Fungi; Ascomycota; Leotiomycetes; Helotiales; Helotiaceae
Source: the annotation of a GenBank genome assembly
AUGUCUUCCGUUGUGUACAUUAAUCCAGACGACCUCAACAAAGUCGACCAACCGAAGACAGCAAUUGCAAUCGAAUCAGCAGCCGUCGGACGCCAAAGAACCUUCCUCAGAGCAAAAUCCAACGGCAAACUUGAUCCCUUCCUUCAUACAGACAAUGACACCAUUGGAUUCGACUUAGCAUUCAUCGCGGAACCCGUUUCGGGAGGUCGUCUUCACAUUGGUAGCCAAAUGACCCUUCGAAGCGCUCAUUGGAAAGACCGAUAUCUGCAUGUCACCUGUGAUGGCCCUGGUCUAUACACUGUGUCAUGUAAAGUUCGUGAACAGGCUGACGAUCCGCGGUCACACUUUUACUUUGUACGCUUGAAGGCGGAGAGCAACGCGCUGUCUAUUGGGUCUGUUGGAUGUCCAGGAAGAUUUAUUGCCAUGAAUAUGGAAAAGGAUGAAGAUGGGACUGGGGGAGUUGUCAGCAGCCGGGUAGGAUACUCAAAUGCUACGUGGUUCUAUCUCACGCCUGUAAAGAUCUAA